This is a messenger RNA of Caenorhabditis elegans, 2303 nucleotides long. RefSeq lists its product as uncharacterized. The record is from RefSeq and is marked reviewed. The coding region runs from base 1991 to 2254 and encodes 87 amino acids. Lineage: Eukaryota; Metazoa; Nematoda; Chromadorea; Rhabditida; Rhabditidae. The transcript has 3 exons.
AAACUUGUAGAAGUUUCUAGAUUUUUCUAGAAAAUUUAGGAAGUUCCCAGAUUUUUCUAGAAACUUGUAGAAGUUUCCAGAUUUACAUAGAAAAUUCUAGAACUUUCUAGAAAUGUCUAGAAGUUUCUAGAUUUUUCUUUAAAUUGUAGAACUUUCCAAAUUAUUUUUAGAAAUUCUAGAACUGUCCAGAUUUUUCUAGAAAACUCUAGAAUUUUCCUGAAUUUUUUAAAAAAUUCUAGAAGUUUCCAGAUUUUCUUAGAAAAUUCUGGAACUUUUUUAAAUUUUCAAUUCGUUUUUAGAAAUCGUAGAACUUUUAUGAUUUUUCUAGAAAAUUCUAGAAGGUCCAAGAUACAUCAAAAGAAAAAAACUAAUUUUUUCCCAAACUACAGUAAUCCUACAGUACUCCUACAGUACCCCUACAGGACUACUACAGUACCCCAACCAUAUCCCUCCACUAACCUCGAACCAAUAUCUCUUCAAAAGACGAAAACUCAAUUUUCCCAAACAACAGUAAUCCUACUGUAAAACAAUUUUAUACCGAAAACUGAUGAUGAACAUGAAUAAAUUUAUUCGUACUGGAAAAAUAUUAGAUCUUAGAAUUAGUUUCGGUGGUAGAUUGCCGGUUCUGUAGACGUCUCUUCACGAGUAAGACAUCAUGUCGGAAGAAUUUUUUAACGCCUCUUUAAAAAAUAAUUAACUAACACAGCUGUUGGUUAUCAUCGUCGACAAUCUUCAUAUCAAGAUGUCGGCUCGCACUUCUACAGUCGAAACACAUUGGUAGAAUGAGCGUACUGGCAUCGUAGAUGUACUUGGGGUGGAUUGUUGAUGCGGCAGCAGUGGGGAACAAAGCUUCCUCAGCUUUACCCUCAAGGUAUUUCUGUGAAAAAAAUAUGUAAAAAUAAGCUGCAACUAUAAGGCUGAUAAACUUACAGGCCUCUCGUGUACUUUUUGUAGUUUUCGGUGGUGAUUGUGGAGCUCCGGUUGCGACAGCUUCAGCCUCGGGAAACGUGUCAGGGGUUAGUUGUUGUGGUGGUGGUGGUGGUGAUGGUGAUGGUAGUGGCACAUCUGCAGAGCGCUUCCAUCGGCCAGUUGGAAGAGUUUUCGGCGUUUUGUUGUACAGCGUUUUGUUGACAGUGGACAUAACAAAAUAGCGUACUUUUUAGUGAUUUUCGUAGGUGCUUAAAUAGAGGCUUUUUCAAGGUCAAAAAAAAAUCAUAUUCUUGUUUAAUUUUUUCUGAAAUAAGUACGAAGCUUGCUCUGAAUAAAUCUUUCAAUUGAUUUACGACUCUACAGAUAAAAGGUGUCAUGAUUGUAAAUUGAGGAGAUGAGAAAACUGCAAUUGUACUAAAUAAAACAUGCUCUACAAAAUGGCACUAUUCAAAAUAAGUUUUUGAAUAUUUUUUUUUUCAAAAGAAUUACCAUUCUUCCAUUUCUUGCUUUGUUAUUCUGUAAGAGGUGCCAAGACGGAUCGGAGUAUCGUGACGGUCCAUCAAAAUUUGUCAUAACUGUUGUAUACAAUCUAACGAUCCAUCUCCGUUCCAAAUCUUAUGUCACCGACGGUUUCCCAUACGUGUUCUCGACAAUUAUGUGAGUGGAAGGGCGGGGAGAUCGCCAAUUGCUGAUUAAAGACGUUGCCCACCCGACUCAUUCAGUAGGACCUAGACUAUUCUUCUUUUUUUCGGGUGUUUGUGUGAUGCCCUUCUACUUUUAUUUUUUCUGAAUUAUUUAGUUUCAAUUCUUCUGCUGGAAAUGGAAAAUGUAAGUUUUUAUUUUAUUUACAUAGUAUGGGCUUUAAAAAAAAUUUUAUAGAAAGUUUUCAAAAAGGCGGAUACGAAGGAUUUUUUUCAAUUUUAAUUUAAUUUGUUCUUUUCAGCAUUCCAACUGGAAUAGACUUGAAUAUUUCUAUUAAGAGACAUGCCUAAUUCUUACGCAAACGAUUUAUGGCAUAUUUGAGACCAAUGCUCGGUUUCCUGGACUCCAUAAUUGAUGGAUGGGAAACAAUACCAUUGGAGCACGUAAAUCAACUACUUCGAAAUUUUGGAAAUGUCGAAGUUGUAUAGCAUCACGGACAACGGAAAGCCGGAAUAAUUCAAUUAUCCAACAACGACGCAACUUUAUUAUUAGGACCAAGAAGGAGAUUCCAUUUCCAAAACGAGGAGCAAGCAAAGACUCCUGUGGAAGCUGCCAUAAUCAGAAGAAUUUGAUUGUCUGCCACCUUUUUUUAUUUAAAAACCACAAAAAAUUGUUUUUUUAAACUGUUUUUGUAAUUUUUUUACUUUUUAAAAAAUAAAAUGUAUUUUUCU